AUGCAUGAGGUCGGCAUCAGCCAACCUGACGUCGACGAGGCAGCGACUCUGGGUCCGAUGUGUGUUGAAGAACCACCCAUCUCCACGUCUCGGAGAUUUAAGUUCCUUCAGGAAGGUGGUCCAUCCUUGAUGUGCCAGUCGCAGCUAUGCCAAGGGAGCAUUAAGCUCAAUCCCUUCACAGGGACAAUUCUCCGAGCGGCUUCAACCAUUCAACGAAGAUGUGAUGGACCCAAGCGUGGCAACAGUGAUGAGACACGCUUCCGGGCAUCUCCCGAUUCGCCGAGAGACCAGCCGUGUCUUGCCCCUCUGGCCCACGACGCUGAAUCCAGGCCAAUCAGUACCUUCUUAUUUAGCCAGAUGGAGAUUUCUCAAAAUAGCCUCUACGACGGCAUCUCCCGUGCUGAUCCCGCACAGCUUACAGUGCGAUGA
Messenger RNA from Aspergillus tanneri, 429 nucleotides. RefSeq lists its product as uncharacterized. Bases 1 to 429 code for a protein of 142 amino acids. The record is from RefSeq and is a predicted model, not a curated record. The transcript is spliced from 2 exons. Lineage: Eukaryota; Fungi; Ascomycota; Eurotiomycetes; Eurotiales; Aspergillaceae.